UUUCUUCACAUGACAGGUCUCUGUUGCUGGCACAAAUUGCGCAAAAAAAACAAAACAAACCCAACUGUGUGAAACGGUGUAAAGAUAAAGAGUAGGCUGGUUUACCCUGUAGCCUCACUGAAAAAAAAAAACACCAUGACAUGAUGAAGCAGCAGAGGUUUUUGACGCACAGAGAUUUCUGCAGCAUUUUUUGCGUUUGAUACUUUUGCUGAUCUCCAAAAGAAAAGAGAGAAGAAAAAAAAAAGGAAAAAAAGAAAACAUGCCCCACGCUCGAAAUAGGAACCCCAGCCCCAUCCCAGAGGUAACAUGGGACACGGGAUUGAAGGAGAUGAACGAGACCUGGAAGGGAGCUAUAGCGUGUCUCGGGGUGGCCGUCUUCUUUGUCAUGACCAUCGGGAUCAUAUACUGGCAAGUGGUGGACCAGCCCAACAAGAACUGGAUCCUCAGGGGGACUUUUAGCGGACUGAUCUGGGAGAGAAGGACCCACUCGCUGGUCAUACAGACCCUGACGGAGGACAGGACCUAUGUGGAGAUCGACGUGGGGAACGUGGGGAACCCCGACAUCGAGGUCCCCUUCGUGAGGAACCUGUGCUGGCUCAACAAGACGGAGUUCUGCUAUACGUGGGACUCGGUGGCCGAGGUGAAGAUCUCGCUGGAGGUGAACGAGGAGACGGAGACGGAGUGCUACAGCAUGAACUGGGCGCCGGUGCACUGUCAUGUGGAGCUGAAGGACUGUUUCUCCAUGGCUAACGUGUCCUGGUACGGCGGUGCCAGUGUCCGGGGUCAGACGUGGCCUAUCAACGAUCAGAACGCCACCACGCAGCCCUUCACCGUGAGCGACCUGAAGGACAACCCCUCCGGCUUCGGCUCCGCCCUGGAGCGCUACUUCCUGGGCUCGUCAGGUGUUGCAGUGCUCGUGUCCCCUGAUAUUCCCCUGCAGCUGGGGGUGGACAGCAGGCAGCAGUUCUGCCUGCAGUCGCUGCCCAGCAUGGAGCGCCUCCCUCUGCAGUACACCGUGUGUGUGGCCCGCGACGUGAAAGCUGCUCACCAGGAAGCUGUGCAGCAGCUCUCCCAGCACAGCAGGGAGCUGCCCAACAUGAAAGCACUGUGGCUGCCCUUCUGGAAGCUGCUCGCCAAUGUGGAUUCGGGGCAGAAGGUGGAGAGGGAGCUGAGGACCUUCUCCAAUCGUCUGAAGAGACACCAGCUGGGGGAGGGAGUCAUCAGCCUCAAUGAACAUUCCACCACCCUCCUCUCUGAUAUGGACCAUGACUACCUCUACAGCAGGAGAAGGGGGAUGUCCAAGAGACUGACCAGGGACCUCCCGCUUGUCAAGCUUCUUAACAUUUCCAUCACCCUGUCCCCUUUCCUGGGCGUGGGCACCACGCAGUUCCACACCUCCCUCAUGGACGGCACUGAGACCUACUGGCUCAGUCUCCCCUCAGCCCCUCAGGGACAGCUGAUCCCUGUGAUGAGUCAGUGGCGAGGCAUGUUCUGUGUAAAGCUGAACAUCACCAACCCGGGAGCGGUGAGCUGGUUCCUGGACAGAGUGGGAUCCCUGCAGGCCCAUUUGGGGAUGGAGUACGUCAUGCUGGAGGGCGGCGAAGGGAAUCUGUUUGAGGAGCAAGGCCUGCGGUCGCCACACGCCCUCUCCGGAGACAAGUACAUCAGCAUGCUGGCCGACCUGGCCACGAGGAUCGGAGACUCCACCAUCGUGACGGCGGGGACACGGUCGAGCCACAAGCCUCUGUUUGUGAGGAUGACCCCCCUGCAGUCCGACUGGGGCCCGAUGGGCCUGAAGGGCAUCAUUCCCUCCCUGCUGCACCACACUCUGCUGGGAUACAACUUCCUCAUUCCUGAUGCAGUAGGUGGCUCUUUAUCCGGAGACCUGGUCACAGAUGAGGAGUUGUUCAUCCGGUGGAUGGAGAUUGCAGCCUUCCUCCCUGUUAUCAGCUUCCACACACCGCCCUGGGUCUGCGGCGAGGACCGGGUUCUGAACCUGACUCGGACCUACAUAGCAAAGCACCAGAGGGAUGUGGUCCCAUUGAUAGAGAAGUAUGCAGAGGAGUGGCAGAUGACGGGAAACCCCAUCUACCGGCCGAUGUGGUGGCUCAGUCCCAGCGACCCCGUGACCUUCACCAUCGAUGACCAGUUCCUCAUCGGAGAUGAGGUCCUGGUGGCGCCGGUGCUGGAGAAGGGGGCAGUGCAAAGGGAUGUUUAUUUACCUGACGGGGGCUUCCAGUGGCAGGACAGCCAGAACGCUCAGGUGUUCGAUGGGGGCACGUUCCUGCAGGACUACCCCGUGCCCUUGGACGCCGUGGCUGUUUUCUUACGGAGAAGCUGAGUCACGCGACUGGUCACACCGAGUCACCUGACUGAUCCUGUUACUGUUCUGAAUCAAAUUCUUUUUUUUUUUUUUUCUAAAUACUCGUGCUGUUCUCAACUUGCACUUUUCCACUAAAGACCAUUGACCCAGUCUCGAGGCCCGGCCUUGAGACGACAUGUAGAAAGAUUUUUUUUUUUUUUUUUAUACUUGCACUUUACAGUUCAAAAUGAUUUGUGUUUUUUUUUCUUUUUCUUUUUCUCUCUUUGUGACAUUUUUCUUUUUUUUUUAUGUUAAUUGGUUUUACCUCUCGGCUGAUUUGUUUCCGGACUUUUUGAUCUCCUCUUCUUCUUCUAAUUUUUUUUUUUUUUCCGUACGCAAGUUCCGGAGAAAUCUGUGUGUUUACAUGCUGCAUUUCGACAGUCUUUAAGUUAUUUUUUUUCUUUUAGCUGCUGCUGGCUCUCUCAAUAAGGAGGAACAAAGCAAACCCCUCAUUUGCUUAAGAAAAAAAAAAAAAAAAAAAGAAUCUGAAACUCUCAAGAAGACCAAAUGACGAUAUCGAAGGACAAAGAAAAAAUGUUUGAAAAGUUUUUUUUUCUUUUUUUUUUUUGCUUAGUGGGAGGUAGUCAGCUCACAGAAAGCUUCGUACCGAGACCGACGCACCGUGGUACCGUAUGUCUUGCUCACUUGGCUUUUACUUGAACUUAUCAGGCCAACGGGCCGACGUUUUAUGAAUGUACCUCAAGUUACGGUUUUUCACUACUUCACAGAGUCAUCAGACACGACGGCCUAUCACUCCUUAGCACUUAUUCUUAGUGGUUUUACCUAAUUUAUAAACUUACCACUCUGUUGGACACGCCUGAAUGUCCCCUAGUACUGUAGGCCUGAUGAACAUGAGGCCGAGCCACUGUAAUGUAACGACACGUGGCUUCAUACGAUGUCACCUUCUUACUAACCUGCUGUAGUAACGGCUUUUAAAAUGGGCUGCUCAUUUUCUUUUUUUUUUUCUUUCUUUUUUUUUUUUGUCAUGAUGUUGUGUUGAUGUGCUUUUUCAUCUUAAUGGGUGCCAAAUUAAGUUUGAUAGAAAAGCUUCGUGGAUGAAACAGGUUGAAAGAAGAUUUUUGGACAGAUGGUGCGACGGGUUUGGAAAAUACACGUACUCGCUUUUUUGUUUUUUUUUUGCAGAGUUAACUGAGAAGACUGACGCAGCUCUCGUUGUCUGUACGGUUUAAUAUCAACCCACGUGUGUGAGCAGCCAGUUUGCUAGCAUGAUCUAGUUUGUUUUGGCCAGCUAGCACAACUCAUAGCUGGAUUAGGCUAGCGUUGAGUCAUGCUAGCUAGCCAAAACAAACAAGAUUUGCGUACCAGCAACUUUAAAUGACAUCUUCAUUGUUUAAUCUGUAUAAAACUAAAGUAUGAAGAUGAUGAUGAUAAUGUCCAAGGCUAAGCUAACGUCUCCUGGCUGUACGAAUAUGAGAGUUGUACUCAGCUACUUAUCUAAUUCUUAGCAAAAGAAAGUGUAUAUUUUUCAAAAUGUCAAACUAUUCUGUUAAUAGGACAAUGUGGGAGGGAAAGAGGGCUACAGAACCGAGAAUUCACGAGUACGACAUAAGCUAGCCUUCGAAAAUGUCCGUUGCAACCAUCUUGGAUUUAUUAGUAGUAGCUGAAAGCAUGACCUGACAUUUAAAGUCCUAGAGGAGCAGUGGCCACGUGACGUGAACCCUGACGAGUUAUUAAUGUUUUGACUUGGACUGUCCUUGUAGUCACUUCCACUUCCAUUGCUUUGCUUUAGCUCAGUAGCAUUAGGCUACGUAUAUAUAUAGGAGAUUUUUUUUGUAUUUUUAUUUGGCUUGAACCCUGAUAUGCUUUAAGCAAAUGAUGUGUAAAUGAGAUGAUUUUUUUUUUUUCUUUUUGUGAUUAUACUCAUAAAACUAGCCCUGUAAACCACCUUUUGCGCCACGAUGCAUUGCUCCACGUGCAGUUUAGUUAGCCUUGAUUUGUUCCCUCAACAGACGAUCUUAAACCCGGCCGGCAGUGAUGAUACAGACUCUGACAACCUUAGUACUGAACGCUUUACUACUAAACCGAUUGUGUAACUUUGAGCUCUCAAGUUUACUGUAUCAAUUCAAAACACUCAGGUCUACCGAUGCUUAUCAGAUCACCAAAUGUCUUAGUGCAACGCAGUAAUGUUGUGAACACAUCGACGUCUUAAUCUCUCCCAGAGCUGAAUGUACAAUGGACAAACUGUGAUUUUUCCCAAACCGAGCCCUUCGUGCUGAGGGGCUUUUUCUAGCUCCCGUUCUUCUAAUGCUUUUUAAGGAAUGCUGUGGUAUGUAUGUGUUAUUCCGUCCCUCUACAGACUGAGCGAACCACGUGCCUUAAUGUGCCACUCUUAAAUCUGGACGACGCGAUGUUGCCUGGAUUAUUGCAGUAUCAGCAAUGUGUACAUAUUACGAUGACUGUGCCAUUACAAGUGUUUUUUUUUUCUCUUCUGUAAAUCAGAGAACUUAGAACAACAAAGUUACAAUAAAGUUUACAUUUUCUUACUUCA
Messenger RNA from Acanthopagrus latus (yellowfin seabream), 4871 nucleotides. Its product is annotated as SITS-binding protein. The transcript has 10 exons. Lineage: Eukaryota; Metazoa; Chordata; Actinopteri; Spariformes; Sparidae. Bases 260 to 2341 code for a protein of 693 amino acids. The record is from RefSeq and is a predicted model, not a curated record.